Poecilia reticulata (guppy) is the source of this 2317-nucleotide messenger RNA. RefSeq names its product ACD shelterin complex subunit and telomerase recruitment factor (gene acd). NCBI's taxonomy places the organism in Eukaryota, Metazoa, Chordata, Actinopteri, Cyprinodontiformes, Poeciliidae. Gene Ontology annotation, biological process: telomere maintenance via telomerase; telomere capping; protein localization to chromosome, telomeric region. Gene Ontology annotation, molecular function: telomeric repeat DNA binding. The record is from RefSeq and is a predicted model, not a curated record. Gene Ontology annotation, cellular component: shelterin complex; telomerase holoenzyme complex; chromosome, telomeric region.
GUUGCAUUGAAAGUCCAUUAAAAAUGCCAACUUUGCAGUAAAUUAUCAUUAUUUACAAAAUCAUGCACGUACACGUAUGUGUACACAUUGCAUUGUACACGUAUUGUUCUGCCUUCACUCUUUUCAAAUGCGAACAAGUAACAUUAUACUUGGAAAGUUUUUUUUGUUGUUCAUAAAUGCAGACUUUUAAAACUUAAUCCAAAUUUAUGUCAAUGGAAAAAUGUUCUAAGUUGAUUUUGGUUCAAAGUAAAUCUGCUCAACUUUGUAGUUUGAUUAAUAACUUUGAUUUGUGGUAAACAUCUGUAUUCGGUUCUGUGUAACAUUAUUCUAUAUUAUUUUGAAUAUAUGCAACUCAAUCUGUGAAAUCUGAAACUUUGUAUUAAUAUUGUUGCCUUGUUUUGUUUGUAAACUGAUGUAAAAGUACAUGAAGGUUUUGAAAAAAGCUUUUUGAACAAGUUAUUAUGGAGGAACCUAUUUUAUGUACUUAGUUUCCUGUCGGAUGCUAGUCGCAGGCGCACUCCGUCAAGCUGAAAACAAGCUCCGCAAAUGCCCCCCUGGAGCAAACUGACUCCCUGGAUCGAGAAUCUGAUCCUUAGCUACGGGAGCGGGGAUGAGUCGGGCAGCCAGCUGAGGGCUCAUGUCAUCGGGGUGGGUCAGAUGACCCAGUCCCAGGCUCGGGGUUCCGAUGGUCCGACGGGGCUGCUCUUCCUGUCCGACGGAGAGCUCAAGAUCCCGGCUGUGCUCACCGCCUCCGGCUGGGAGCAGCUCCAGGAGAAGGAGGACCGGGAGUGCUUCAGCAGCCUCCUGAACACCACCGUGUGUCUGCAGGACUACCGGCUCCGGUUCCACAUGGACCCGGAACAGACCAAGAGCCGGUUCUUCCUGUCAGUGGGGGAACUUGCCACCACCGCGGCGGGUCCGGUUAAAGACAACACGCCCUGCUGUACCAGCUCGGCCGCGGUCCGGAUGAAGAUCUGCAGAACCUGGAGGUCCCUUCUUGGUCAGGAGGACUCCCAGCGGAGCCAGGCCGGACUGGACCUGUCCGAACUGCUAGGAGAGUGGCAGCACGACUGUCUGCAGACGCUGCUGCGGGACAUCCGGGAGAGACUGCUGGCUCUGAGGAACCCCCGACCCUCCACCUCUGCUCACACCCCGCCUCCGAACUGCACCAGGUGGGACCUGGACCGGGUCCGGUACAAGGGGGAACCGAGCUUCAGCGUCCCGGCGAAGCUGCUUCUCAUUCCGGAUGAGAGCAGGGAACAAGCUUGCUCUGUGGGGGAUGUUGCGUGGCAGAUAACCGAUCCCGCAGGUGGCGAUCCAGUUCAGAAUGCGGGAGAUGCGGGGAAUGCAGCUGAGCAUUCCCCUCCUUUGAUGGAGGACGUCGCUCCUUUCCCGGACCCAACCGCCCUGCUUUCCACCAACCCCUGGGACAUGUUCCCCCCUCUGGGAAUCAGCCCUUCCACCUCCGACUCGUCCGCGGAGUCCACCCCGAAACUCUACUCUGCUGCCGUGGUAACCAGCACCCGGCUUCCGGUUGCAAGCACCCAGCUUCCGGUUCCCAGCACCCAGCUUCCGGUUCCCAGCACCCAGCUUCCGGUUGCCAGCACCCAGCUUCCGGUUCCCAGCCUCCUCCCUCCUUAUCAAAACCAACCCGCCGCCACCUUCCCACCGAGCUCCUCAUCAGCCACCGUGAGUCUACCAGAACCUCCUGCCUCAGACGGAACCGACAUCGUUCCGGGAAGCUACAGGAAGCCCAAGAGGAAGCGAUGCGAAGCGGAACAACAAGAAGAGGAGGAAGAAAUAAGUGGGAGUCCGCCAUCUUGGCUCUUUGACUCCCAGAUUGGAUCUUCCAGAAACGGGGACAGUCCAAAACAGACCGGACCCGCCCCGAAAAUGACCAUAGGCACUCACGGCGACGGCAGACCGUUCUCCUACAAAUACAGAGUGUCGGGCCAGAACCUCCAGGACUUCAGUCAGUUCCGAGUGGCUGCGUCUCUGCUACACUGGGCUCUGCGGUAUCUGUUGACUCCGAAACCAACAGAAGAUCCGCAGAGCGUCGACUGAUUGGACUCGCGUUGCCAUUUUUAUUUCCCAAAAAGUCCAAUAUUUCUUCAUAGAAGGAAACACCUGGUUCCAUGUUUUGUUUGGAGCGCCGUUUGUAAGAUUACAUAAUAAAAAAUUAACAGCAACGUUUUGGUUUACGUAGCCAGAGGGAAAAACUGUGGGUGUUAACUUUUAUAGUCAUGUUUUCACCAUUUUAUUCAUGUUUAUAGAUGUCCAUUUACCUUCCAAACUAAAUAUUUUGCUUUUAAUUUAA